Molecule: messenger RNA, 1117 nt
Organism: Pisolithus orientalis
Lineage: Eukaryota; Fungi; Basidiomycota; Agaricomycetes; Boletales; Pisolithaceae
Product: Ndufs8, NADH:ubiquinone oxidoreductase 23 kd subunit
Exons: 6
Coding region: 43-780 (245 amino acids)
Biological process (GO): mitochondrial respiratory chain complex I assembly; mitochondrial electron transport, NADH to ubiquinone
Cellular component (GO): membrane
Molecular function (GO): 4 iron, 4 sulfur cluster binding; NADH dehydrogenase activity
Source: RefSeq, a predicted model, not a curated record
UCCAGUUAACGUUCAAGGCCACUCUGAAAUACGGUGACCAACAUGUCUCUAGCUCGCCAGCUGGGCGUCGGGCUUUCUUCUCGACUGCUAGGCGCACAACGCUCAACUACCCUCUGUCUGUCUCCCAUUUCGUUUCGCAGUAUCUCUUCGUCGCGUUGCUCGCAUGCGGAACACCUGGAAAGACCCAACCGUUUAGACGGACCUCAAAAUAUCAGGUCUCCACCAUUGGGCACUGGGACACUGACAGCUAAGGACGAGCCGGGAAAGGAUAUUGACCCCUACAAGGAUGGACCAAGCGCUAUCGACAAAGCGGUCCACCUGUUUUUCUUUACCGAAAUCGUCCGAGGCAUGUGGAUUGUCUUGGAGAACUUCUUCAGACAACCAUACACUAUCAUGUAUCCCUAUGAGAAGGGUCCGCUGUCCCCCCGUUUCCGUGGAGAGCACGCUCUGCGGCGAUACCCGAGCGGCGAGGAACGGUGUAUAGCUUGCAAACUCUGCGAAGCCAUUUGUCCGGCGCAAGCUAUCACUAUCGAGAGUGAAGCUCGUCUUGAUGGAUCAAGAAGAACUACCAAAUACGAUAUUGACAUGACGAAGUGCAUUUACUGUGGUUUCUGCCAGGAGGCCUGUCCAGUUGAUGCUAUUGUCGAGACUCAAAACCAGGAGUUCUCUACGGAAACGCGUGAAGAACUUCUGUACAACAAGGAGAAGCUUCUCGCCAAUGGUGACAGGGCUGAGGCAGAGAUCGCUGCUAACCUGCAUUCUGACCAUGUGUACCGGUGAGGGGCCUAGAAGAGGGUUCUAACAUUCCCCUUGUUCGUGUAUUUAUCAAAUCACUAUGGCAUUGCAAAUACACGAUUGAAUCUAUCCUUUCUUGUGGCGGAACGCCUACUUUCAAAUCCAACUGCUCGGGUCUUGGUAGGUGGCGUAACCAUCCUGUUGGUUCUGAAGGUCUUGUUUGAGUUUGAGGGUAUUGAACAGCUGGAGGUUCAAUGGCAUAUGCACGUCUCCAGUUUGCACACUUCUUUUCCUUGGAAGCACACUUAAUACGCUUCACGUUUAGGAUGGGGCCUGUCUGGUUCGUUGGCCCGUGCAGUUACCUUUUCCUGUGGAUGGGAGC